GGGAUUUUGGGGUUAGGUUCAGUAGUGAGAAGAGCAAAGUAAUGAUAGUGAAUAGGUCAGAGGAUGAGAGAGAAACAACUUGGAGACUGGAAGGGGAUGAGUUGGAACAGACGGAAGAAUACAAGUAUCUAGGGGUGUGGAUGGAGGUAAAUGGAUGCGGCAGGGCCAAGAAUGUAAAGAUAAGUAUGGCAAACCAGUGGGUAGGCCGUUUAGGGAGUGCAGCGAGGAUGAGAGCGAGCAAGUAUGAUGUCAUCCGUGAGGUUUGGAAGAGUGUGGCUGUCCCGAGCAUUAUGUAUGGAAUGGAUGUGAUGACAUGGAAUGACAGUGAGAUAGAAAAUUGGAAGUGGGGCAGAAUAGGGUAGCAAGAAUGGCACUGAAUGCACCAAGGUUUGCAGCAGUAGAGGCUCUUAGGGGGGACAUGGGAUGGAGCACGUUUAGGGAAAGACUAGUAAAGGCAACCUUGAGAUAUAAAGUGAGACUGGAACAAAUGGAGGAUGCAAGAUUAGCAAGGAAAGUAUACUUGUGGAGUAUAAGAGAUGGCAAAUGGGCGAAUAAAUGUGGAAUGAUAGACAGGAAUGUUAUGCUAAGUAGGUGGGUGUACCGACCCUUUGAAGAUAGACAGAAUGUGUUUGAAUGGAGAAUAACAAACAGAAAUGGAGAGGGGUUUGAGUGGGAUGUAAGAAAGUGGAAGAAUGUGAUAGAUAUGGCAGUUAAAGAUGAGGGAUUGAGCAAGUGGAAGAAUGAGAUGGAAAGAAAGGAAACUCUCGACUGGUAUAGGGAGAAAGAGGCCCCAAAGUGUGAGGUGUGGUAUGAGGGAAGCCUGGGAGGUGAUCUUUUCCGUGCUAGAGCGCAGUGUCUGGAUGUGAAUGCAAGGAACUAUAGAUGGUCUGAGUCCCGCAGCAAAGUAUGCCAGAUGUGUGACAGGGGUGUGGACGAGACUGUGCAGCAUGUAGUGCUGGAAUGCAAGAAGUAUGACAGGGAGAGAACGAAGAUGAUGCAUGUGUUUUUGAGCGAGAUGGGACGUGAUGUAAACGGGAGGACUGGAAGGGAGUGGAUGGUGCUGCUGCUGGGGCUCAGUGGAGAGACGAGUGGACGAGUGAUUGAGGCAGUGAAAGAGUUCUUGGAGGGCAUGUGGCGUGAAAGAUGUAGGGAAUGAUAUCUUGCCCCGAGAACAUUGACUUCCCGCAUGUUUUGUUUUCUUUUCACAGGAGCUGCCGAUACAAAGGCCUGGCUGGGGAGAAAUCCCGAGCCACCUGUGACAUCAAGAUCAAGAUCAAGAUCAACGUAAACAAAUAGUGGGUUUGAACGUGUAAGCGCCUGGAACUUCUUUUGUGGUCCACUGCUCCAUUAGCUAAGGUGAUAUGACAAUGAAGAACAACUCAAAGCCAAAUCGUUUGCGUCUGAGCCCCAAUGAACUUCAAACACUCGUGAAAGAAGAGAGAGACAAAUGGAGAAUCUUUCGCAUUCAACAGGUACGAGAGCAGGCCAGAGAAGAGGCACAGCGUGUGAGGGAGGCCGUGCGCACCAAGGAGGAGAAGAUGAUUGAACUACUGAGCAGGGAGGUGACGCAGCAGUGGGAGGCAGAGAAGGAGAACAAGGUCUCCCAGCUGGAGAGGCAAUACCAGGACUGCAUGAGGAACGUUGGCCAGGCCCACAGACAAGCCACACAACAGCCUGAUCCACACAAGGUUCUGCAGCAACAAGCCCAGCACGACCGACGGCUGGCAGUGCUUCGUGGGCAGGAGGCAGGCAAGCAGCAGCAGGAGGAGGUGAAGCAGCAGCAGCAUGAGCGGAACACCCUCCUGAAGCAGCGACAGGAGGCCCUUCGUCUGGAGAGGCUGCGUGCCCGUCAUGUAGCAAACCUGCCUUUGCCAGAGGUGUUUAGGAAGAAGACGGUAAUUGAAGAGAAACCACAGCAAAGAGUGGCACUACAUGAGGCAGGGACCUUCACCACCACACACUAUGUACCUAAGAACAUCAAGAUUGAGAAGGAAGUCUGGUCCUCAAAGCCUAAUGCAAAGGAGGUGGCAGCAGCUGAGGAGGCUAAGAGAGAGAGGCUGGAGAAAGAGAAGAGGAAGCAGGCUGAGGAGGACCAGCUAAGGAGGGAGCAAAGGGGGAAGGAUGCACUGAGGAAGGAACAGCUCACUCGCCUCCUUCAGCACCUCAUGGAAGGACUGGAUGAAGCUCAGCGCCAACAACACCUUUCACAGUUCAUGAAUGGAAAAGAGGGAUCAGUCAUGGAAACCAAGGAGAGUUUCCUGAAGGAGCAGAAUCGCCAGCAGAGGGAGGUGGAGGAAGCCGUGGAAAAACUCUUGCAAGAGAAGAUGGAGGAGGAAAAGGAGGAAGAGGAAGAGAUCCCUAGUACAGAUUCUAAUCAGCUGUCCUCAGAAUAUUUAGAAGAGGUAGAAUCCUCUGUGGGCGGUGGGCAGGAGGCAACCACCGGCACAAAAGUCCGGGGUCUGAAAUCACUUCUUGAGGAGGUGGAGAGGCGGCGAAGACGCAUCCUACAGGAAAUGGAAGACUCAGUCCCUGUGAGGGGACCAACUGAUCCUCCCACGGGUGAUGACGAAGGUGAUGGCAGUGGCCCGGCAGACACAGCCAGGAGUAUCCACUUGGCAGACACUGUUCCUGUGCAUCUCCACCCUGGACACCCACACACUAGGGGCCCUCCUAAUGCUUCUGCUGCUGGUCAACCUCCACUAUUAUCACCAUUGUCUGAGGGCAGCACCACUGAGCUCCCAGACUCCUCAAGUACUGUGCUGCCACUUAGUGAGGAGUCCAUACCACUCAGCACUGACCUUACUCAGCCCUUCACAACCCCCUCCCCCUCACACAGAUACAGCACACCAGCACAGCCCAGAGACACAUACAUCAAACAUCCAAACCUUGCCAAGCCUCACACAACCCCAUCUGAUGCAAGUUCAUCCAGUUCAGGAGACAUCAAGAUAAAUGUUGAUUUGGAUGUUGGCAGCAGCAGUCUCAUUGGGUCUGACAGCACCCUUGAUCAGAACCAGCAGUCAGAGUCCCCCAUAAGUAGCACGGAAUAUUACAGUCCACCGUCAGAGCUUCCAAGGAGGCCGCUAUCACUUCAGGAGAUCGAAGACAACCUAAAAAGAAUCCAGGAGAACAGACAACACAACUGGAACCUUCUUAACCACCUGUCAUGGAGGAGAGGGUUGCCAGGCAGCCUCACCCCCAUCACAACAUACAUGGAAAAGCUGAAGGAGGAGGGAACUGGGAAGAAACCCAUCAAAAAGAAGGAGAAAUUUGAACAUCAGAAGAGAGAGCUGAUUCAGUAUUACAUCCAGAGGUUACUCCAGAGAGGGGAGCACGAAGGAGAGCUUUCUGCCUCCACUGUGGAAGGUUCUGGCCUCUCUAUCUCCUCUUUGGGCUCUCUCCUCAGCUACCUGGAGGGAGAGAGAGAAAAAGACCAGCCCACAGACUUACCCUCCAGUUCAGCAUCUGCCACCUUGUCAUCCACGACCUCAAGAUCACUUUCAGAUUAUAAAGAUAUUGACGAGUUUCCUGUGAGGAUGAGGUCGAGGGAGCAUGUGCAUCCCCCAUCUCACAUCACUCACGUCACCACCACCCCCUACACUACUACAUCUUCUGUUACUCCUACUACCACUCUUCUAUCUUGCUCCUCCUCUACCUUGUCUUCCUCAUUCUCACCUGAGUUCCAGCAUUAUCUCUCCUCCACAUAUCCUUCCCGUCAUAUCUCGAAGCCACAUAUACAUCCACAUGACUCUGUCUCCACCGCAAGACAGAAACUGAGUGGCCAUGAUUUUGUAUCCCCCACAAAUGGAUCCUCCACCAGUGGGAGCCCUGAGCAGAUGAGCACAGAGGGUGAAGGGUCACAGAGGCACAGCUCUCCUUGCAGCUACCUCACUCCCAUUAGUGAGGAUGAACCUGCUGUGAGGGAAUACGAGGCUGCCAGUGAACUUGACACCACCACCACAAGACGGGACGCAAGGAUGAAAAAGUAUCGGACUCAGACAUCAAGACUGAGACAAUACCAUCCAGCAGACAUCACAACCUCUAGUAGUGGCUCACCCAAGGAGAUAACCAGUAAACUACCAAAGAUUUCCAGGGAGUACAGAAUGAGGGAUUUGAGCCUCACUGACACCACUGAAACCAUUCCACCUGUGGCCACCCACACCUAUGAAGACACUGAAAAAGAGACAACCAGUAAUUUGAUAACGAGUUCAGUAAUCAAGAUGAGUGAUUUUAGACAUCCUGAAACCUCUAAAAGCAAGUUAUCAGAGCUUCCAGGGACUGAUUUGAGUACUUUUCAGUCUUUUGAGGGAGAUGAGUCACCUUACCUCCCAGCCACCACCUCUGUCCCUUCCGUAACGACCCCCACCACUGUCAGCACCCCUGCCACCCCUCCCUUUAGUCAGCCCGUUAGCCAUAGCCACAGCUCAGAGGAGUCCAGUGCCUCCAUGCCUGAUAUGAGUGAGGUCCUGCGAAGGUUUGGCUUGGAGAGAGCAACAGUUAAGUCCUCUUCAACCACUACGAACAGCGAGGAAGAGAAUAGUAGAUGUGAUUGGCAAAAAGGGAUGGAAUGAAGGGAGAAUAUGACCAAUAAAGAACUGGAUGAUGGUGUACAUAACGAGAUUUAUAUUAUACCAAGGAUGUCCUGCUUUUUAGAGACAGUCUGAAGGUGGCACUGUAUUGUGAGGAAGGGAAGGAGAUGUGACUGGCAAAAAGGGGUAAAUGGGAAUGAAAUGAAGGGAAAGUAUGACUGCUGUUGAGCUGUAUGAUGAAUGAAGGUUAAUAUACAUAAUGAGUUCUUUGUUAUGCCAAGGAGGUCCUAGUUUCUUUUUAUUAUACAGUCUGAAGGUGGGAUUCUAUUGAAGAUUUUUAAAGAAUGUAUAUACAUAUACUGCUAUUCCUCUUAUUGGUGCUAUUCCUGAGUGCAUGAUGGAUGUGUCUUACAAUGUAUUGAUACCAGAAUAGUGUCUCAUUGCUGUACCUACUCAUUUACUGAUGAUGUCCCUGACUGAUUGUGAUACUUUUACAUAUAUUUUCUGCUGAUAACUGUUGAAGGAAAAUUUCUCCACGCUACAACAGAGGAUUUUGGAUGACGUUCUGUUGGAACAUCUGCCACAACCCAUAAUAAAGGAGAUCAUCAAGAAUACUUUAGUCCCUCGAUCUUAAAACUGAAAUAUGUAUUGCUUUGUUUAAAAAAGGAAAGAUGGGUAUUUGUGCACUCGAAGGAAAAGAAGUCACAUCUAAUAUACGUUUUACUCAUUUAGAUAAUUACAUACAUGUGAUUUACCUAUAAAUAAAUAUGAUGGAGGAAACAUUCAGCGAGUUUGAUAAUAAAACAUGCAUUAAUUUAUGGGAGUUCCCCCUCAUGUGGAAGGCCGUGUUCUUAGAUGUAACACGUUCACCCUUCCAACUUCAUUUCCAAGGGACUAUUUAUACUAUUGUUAAUCUGAAGAGAUGUCAAGGAAACAACUGAAAAGGGAUUGCCUUUGUAACGGCUCCCACUUAUGGUCCUUAUUUUUUAUUGAUGUUGUUGAGUCUUUUAGUUUUGAUGAAUUUUCUUUUUCUUCUGAUCCAGAUUUUUGUGAUAUAAUUUUUUCUGUCUUCAUUUUCUUCCAGUGAUAGUGGUUGAAACACUAAUAUAUUGGCUAUUAAGUAGUCUCUGCUUUGGCUUUCUGUAUUCUGUAUAAAAUUUUGAUUUUGUCUUAUUUCUUCAUAUUCUUCACAAUCCAGCAGAAAAUGUUCUAAAGUUUCUAUUUCUGCACUACAACACGGACACUUUUCACUUUUCCUCUGAAACCUGUUCCUCCAAUUUAAAGUUAGGGUAUUAGUUCUUCCUCUUAUUAUUAAUUUUGUUCCCAGUGUGAUGUCUGCCCAAGUUUCUUCUUUUAGGUCCUCAUUUUUCCAUUUUGUUGAGUCCCAUUUCCUUACUUUUUCUAUUAUAUUAUUCUUUGUCAGGCUAUCAAGUUGUGUUAUAUUUAUAUUUAGUUCAUUCAUAUAUUUCUUUAAUGUUUUAGUCCACUUUGUUUUAGUGUUUUCUAUUUCUCUAAGGAAUACAUUUGUGGCCAAGUUAUGUCUGUCUUCUUUCAACAAGUGUUUAGCAAAUAGUAAUUUAAUUUUCAUGUCUCUGGCAUAGCAAGAUGAGGCACCAAUAUCCCCUCUUAGGGCACUGUUGGCGGCAUAGGUUGGGACUUGUAAUAUUGCCCUGUAGACAGAGUUUUCUAUUCUUUGUAAUUUAGUAAUCUCUUCUUCAGUGAAUUCCAUAAUUUCAGCUGAUGAGAGUACUGCUGACAGUGCCUUUCCCUUCCAGUAAACUUUGCCAAUUAGUAAUCUGUUACAGCAUCUUGCUAUCACACUAUGUAAUGGUAGCUAACUCAUUAGCUUUGGUUAGUCUUUGUUUUGUGAAGUCCUUGAAGCAGUUUUUGUUGUUAGUUGUUUAGACUCCUAGGUAUGUUAUACUUUGUGUUACUAGAAUGUUUUCAAUACUAAUUUCUUGUUCUUUUUGUUAUAUAUAAAUAUAUUGCUUUUUUCUUUAUUUAUUAUUAAUCCAUAUCUUUCUGCUAUUUGCUGUAUAUUUUUAAUACUUUCUGCUGCUUCUUCUAUUGAGUGUGAUAAGAGUAAGCUGUCAUCUGCUUAAUAUAAAAUGGGUAUUUCGAAGUGUUUAUUUUUAAAGCCUGUGUCCAUCAUUUCUAAUUCUGUAAUUAUUUCAUUGGUUAAAAUUGUAAACAGGAACAUAGAGGCAUUGCAUCCUUGCCUUACACCAUUUGUUAUAUUUAUUGUUGUCUGUUUAGUUCUAUUUAGAAAUAUAUUAGUGAGGUCAUCUGUAUAUAUGUUUGCUACAAGAUUAAUAAUUUUCGGGUGGACUUUGUAAUUCAUCAGCACUGUGAUAAGUGUUUUUCCGUAUUGAAUCAAAGGCCUUUUUUAAAAUCAAGUGAGGUCACAAUCAAUUCUUUUUUCAUUUUGUAACUUUCAUUAAUGCAGUAUUAGAUAAUUUUUAGUAUGUAUGCACCUCCAUGAUCUAGUGGUCAACGUGCCUGGCUUCUACUCUGCAGGCCUGGGUUUGAAUCCUGGCCCGGGCAGUCAGCAUGCAGCUCACCCAGCUGUUCAUCCUCCCUCUCGGGCUGGUCGAUAAAUGGGUACCUUGUGAAACCUGUGGUAACCCAGAUGUCACACUGGCCCUGUGUCCCGGGGUAAUGUGCUCCCUCCCACCACAGGCUCAAGGGCCAAUGUUACGGAGCUGACCACCGAGGCCACGGGCUGCUACAGCGUAUGCCCCCAAUUUUACCUUUACCUAGUAUGUAUAAAUUGUCUAAUUCUUCUGUCUUCUGUGAAGCCUGGUUGCAGGUCGCUAAUGUUGUCUGUGUCUUUCAUGUGUUUUUCCAACUUUUGUCUGAGGAUUCCCAUAAAAAUUUUGUAUGAAAUGCUUGUCAAGGCCAUGGGCCUUAGGUCAGCUGUUGUGGGUUUGGGCUUUUUCUGGAUUACUAUAGUGUUAGAUGUUUUCCAAUCAUCACUUAUCUCUCCUUCUUCUAUUAUAUUAUUGAAACAGUUUGUAAGUUGUGUCACAUAUAGGUCACUGCUUUCUAGAAUUUUGUAAAGGUCUGUUUUUAGGCCGUCUGGUCCAGGAGCUUUUUUUGCUUUAGUUUUAUAUAGCUGUCGUUUGACUUCUUCUUUUGAUAUAUAAAUGUCUGUCUCCUUCAUAGGCGGUGUGUCUAUUUCUUUGCACUGUACGACCAUGUCUAAAGGUUUCUUUAACUUUAUAUCCACUUCCCACUCUGUCCACUUGUCUCCAUUUUUACUUUAAUGUAAUCAUUUAUUCUGUUUUGUAGCACUACCAGAUCAUCUUCAUACUGUUGUUGCUGUUGCCUUUCAUUAUUCCAUACCUCUUUAAUCUUGUUUUCUCUAGAUCUGUACAUAGUUUUCCAGAAGUCUUCUAAUUGUUUUGGUUUUCUUCCAUCAGGAUCAUAUAACAAUAUAUCUUUUUUUUCAAUAAUUUCUCCUUUUAGUUUCUUUAUGAUAUCCCAUAUCAUGGUAGUUUUGUUUUGUCCAUUCCUGAUCUCAUUUGUAAUUUUCUUUUUACUUACUGAUAUUGCAUUCCGCACCAUAUGUUUAACUUUAUUUUUUUGCGUUUGGUAUGUGUUGUAUCUUUCUUUCUCUUCAGUGUUUUGUGUUUUUCUUGCUUGUUUAUUAUAAGUUCUCCUUUUACUUAUUUCACUUUCUAUUUCGUGUUAUCCAGACUGGUUCUAUGUCUUUUGUGUUUUGUUUUAUUCUUCUUUUCUGUCCAAAAAUUUACUGGAUGCUUCUUUCACGAGGUUUUCCAAUUCUUGCAGAGAGACUGUUUGUUUUAAUACAUUCUCAAUGUGCAUUUUGCAACUUCAUUGCUUCUGUUGUUAAUUUUUUUAUGUAAUAAUUUUCUUUUCAUUGCUAUAUCCAUUUUCUUUAUUCUGAGGCCAUAUAUCAAAAUAUGCUCUUAUUAAAUUGUGGUCUGAUAGGUCAUAUUUUUCUUUCUUUUCAUCUGUUAUCAUAUUGAUGAAUUUGCUGUACAUGCUUUGGUUCACUAUUAUGAGGUCUAUUGCACUUUAAAAAACCUCUGCUUUCCCAUGUAAUUUCUCCUUCUCAUUUUUGGUUAUUAUUUAAUAGCAUACGGUUUUUAUCUACUAUCCAAUGUCCAUUGAAAUCUCUGAGGAGGAUCAUGGGUUCGUCUUUAUUUGAGUUUAUUAUGCUGUCAGUUUCUUUCUUUAUGAUGCUAUUUCUGUUCGUAUCAUUAGUUGCCAGGUAUACAAAAAUUAUUUGUAUUGUACAAUGGUUCAUCUGCAGUCUGGCAUGUAGAACAUCUUUUGUUCUGUCAUCACUAUCUCUGUAUGAAUGUAGGCUAUGUAUUUAAUGUUGCUUGUGAUGUUAACUUUGAGAUAGUUUUGUUGUGUUUCUGUUAUACACAUGAUUAUGUUAGUUAGUAGUAGGCCCUAUAUAAGUUCUUCUAAUUCCAGUUGUUUUGGUUGAGUCAGGCCUUGGAUGUUUAUCAAAUUUAUUUCUAAUUCUCUUUUACUUAUCUUUGUAUUAUUUUUAUUGUGUUUAACUUGUCAAUAGUGUUGGUUCUCUAUAUUUACAACCCUAGGUACUACUCUUUAUCAUCCAUCGGCCUCCUUCUUCUCUUCUGCCCUGUAAUUCCUCUCUGUUUCCUAUUCUCUUCUCUUUCCUUUCUUGUCAUGUCCGGGGCUAUACCAACUUUCCUAUUCUCUUGGUUGGGGUCUUCUCCCAGUAUCUUUGCAUUCUUGAUUAUUCCCCAUUUUGCUCUGCCUUCUUUCAGCUUUACUAUAGUUGGUCUAGGUUUAUUUUGGUCUGGUCUCCCCACUCUAUUAAUAUCCUCUACUUCAUAUAGUCCUCAUGUGCCUAGACUGCCUUUUAUUACUGUGCUAAGUUUGAUCUUAUCCUCAUCUCUCCUUUCUGCAGCUGUUUGCUUUAUUGAUUCUGUUAGGUUGAAUACCGCUAUGUUGUUUUUCUUCUUUUCCCUCUCCUUUCUUCAAUUAUUUCCAGCACUUUCUCAGCGGCAUGUUCUGCUAUGCUGAUUUAACUUUCUUUGCUGGUAAGUGCUUUCAAGACCUUUUUUGCUGUAUUCUCCACCAUCUCCUCCCCCUUCCCCUCCCAAAGUUCCUCAAACUUUAGCAUCAGGUUUUCGUUCAGUGUUUUUAGUUCUUCAAUUUCUCUUUUUAGUGCAGAAUUUUCAGCCUUUAACUUUUGUGUCACAUCAUUCUUUCUGACACGGCGUUGUCAGAUUAUCGUACUCAGCACAUUGUAUUUUCCUCAUUCUCACCCGUAACUCUCGCAAACAACAUCAGUAAUUAACGGUUUUAAUAGUAACUUUAAAUGAAUGUCGUUGUUUGUGUGGGUACGAUGGGAAGCAAAUAAAUGCAGUGUUCUGAGUACGACAAUCUGGUACCGCUGCCUCUGAAAACGUUCCUUCCUUGCAACACGAUAGGAGGAAAAUAACUCGUAAUAACUUUUACACAUUGUAUUAUGGAUUUUUUCAAAGUAUUAUAGAGAGUAUUAUGGGUUUACGAAAAUAUUAAUGGUCUUGAAAGAUCUAUAUAUUAUUAUGACCCUAUUAAAGUAGUGUAUAGAAGUAC
Messenger RNA from Eriocheir sinensis (Chinese mitten crab), 10112 nucleotides. RefSeq lists its product as uncharacterized. The transcript has 8 exons. The coding region runs from base 1362 to 4568 and encodes 1068 amino acids. The record is from RefSeq and is a predicted model, not a curated record. NCBI's taxonomy places the organism in Eukaryota, Metazoa, Arthropoda, Malacostraca, Decapoda, Varunidae.